UUGCAUUCGCAUGGUAACAGAAACAAAGUUGUUUGGUUGUUCCGCAUCGCAGCCCUCGCUUCCUUUCUAUCGCUGUUAAGUUCGGAUGACAAUGUUUUGUUCGCGCCGAUCGAUUGGAUUACUUAACGAUAUUAGUCAAGCUCUGAGUAAAAAUUUGUCGCUUCGUUGCCAAAGGGUCCAAUGCCUACGCAUUGGCAAUGCUGAAAUCCCAAAUGACAAGCGGUUGAAGUUUGCUCUUCAGCGCAUCCAUGGAAUUGGCCGUCAAAGAGCGCACCAAAUUCUCACCGACCUCAGUAUAGAGAAUAAACUUGCUAAAGACUUGACUGGAGUUGAGAUCCAUUCUCUAAGGGAUGAAGUGUCCAAGUACAUGACUGGAGAAGAAUUAAAACGAUGUGUUAGAAGUGAUAUACAGAAAUUGGUAGACAGUAGGUGCUACAGAGGAUUCAAUCAUGUUUGCAACUUGCCAUGCAGAGGACAGCGCACUAGCACUAAUGCCCGGACCAGGAAGGAUCAAAAAAAUCGCGAGAGAAGCAACUGGGAUGCGCAUCAAUCUCUGGCAGAAACGAUGCAGAAACUUCAAGAAAGGAGUUAGGAGUGACCAACUUGAGAGUGGGUAAUAUCUUUUGCUGUGAUUAAUAAUCUACUCCCAUUUAUGUGCUAGUUUUGGCUUUACAAUAAUGACUUUUGUUUUCAUGGGUAAUGUCAAUUGUAAACGUUUUAGAGAUGGCAGUAUUAGUGUAAUUCCAGCCAAACCUUUCUAGUUGGUUUCUCUCUUUACCUUUUGCUGUUUUCCUAAUCACAAAACUUCCCGUUCUCCA
Molecule: messenger RNA, 818 nt
Organism: Manihot esculenta (cassava)
Lineage: Eukaryota; Viridiplantae; Streptophyta; Magnoliopsida; Malpighiales; Euphorbiaceae
Product: small ribosomal subunit protein S13, mitochondrial
Exons: 4
Coding region: 86-592 (168 amino acids)
Biological process (GO): translation
Cellular component (GO): small ribosomal subunit; ribosome; mitochondrion
Molecular function (GO): structural constituent of ribosome; RNA binding
Source: RefSeq, a predicted model, not a curated record